Vicia villosa (hairy vetch) is the source of this 2550-nucleotide messenger RNA. RefSeq lists its product as uncharacterized. NCBI's taxonomy places the organism in Eukaryota, Viridiplantae, Streptophyta, Magnoliopsida, Fabales, Fabaceae. The record is from RefSeq and is a predicted model, not a curated record. The transcript has 2 exons. Gene Ontology annotation, biological process: proteolysis. Bases 1 to 2550 code for a protein of 849 amino acids. Gene Ontology annotation, molecular function: aspartic-type endopeptidase activity.
AUGGCUCAAAUGCUGAGUUUCAUGAAGGACAUUAAGGAUGAACAGGAAAGAACUAGGGAAAUUCGGAAUCGGUAUGAGGAAAUGCCAAACAACGGCAACCCACUGUUGGGAAUUGUUCAAAGCUUUGACCCUCAUAAGUCAAACGCCCACUCAUCAAAGAGAGUUACCAAAACCCAUGAGGAAGGGGAAGCUUCCCAUGAAAGAUUCAUUCCCGUCACUCAGAAGGAGGGCGCCUCCCGCACUGUUCGUAUUCCUGCUAACAAUCCGCCUAAGGAUGAGGAUUAUGUGGAUUUACAAUAUGGUGAGGUGGAUGAGACAAACCAGGAACCCCAACAUAAGCAAACUCAAGCUGAUUCUGAGGAAAGUGCUAGAAACAAUGGACAAUUCAAGGCACUGGAGGAAAGGCUGAAAGCAAUAGAAGGGUACGAUGUCUUUGAUGUGGAUACCUACGAAAUGAGCUUGGUGCCAGAUUUAACUAUUCCUCAUAAAUUCAAGGUACCCAACUUCGAGAAAUACAAAGGACUUACAUGCCCUAGGAGUCAUCUACGCAUGUACGUCAGGAAGAUGGCUGCUUAUGCCAAUGACCAAAAACUAAUGAUGCAUUUUUUCCAAGACUGCCUGAGUGGGGCAUCUGUAGAGUGGUUCCAAGGUCCUCCGAGGAAAUUCGAUCCUCUACCCACUUCCAAGAGUGAAAUACUAAAAUAUUUGCUGAGUGAAUCAUUGGUAGAGCUUAGACCUAUGCCACCCCCAAUUCCAGGGAAGAUUCCACCCAGGUUCAACCCUAAUGAAAGGUGUGAAUUUCAUGACAAUUCUCCCGGACAUACAUUGGAAAAGUGUUGGGCAUUUAGGCACAAGGUUCAAGACCUAAUAGAAUCAGGGGCUAUUGCUUUUGACAAACCUAACGUAAAGACAAACCCUAUGCCUCGCCAUGAUGGCACAGUCAACGCAAUAGAGGUAGUCACUGAGCAAGAGUUUGUUCAACAACGGAGCUCCCCCAUAGAUGCCCUUAAGAGGUAUCUACUUGCAAAGGGGUUUAUCCUCGAACAUAACGAAGCCUUUAAGACAACACUACAAAGACUGGUAGAUCAAGGGGUAGUUCGGUUUAAGGAAUAUCCUGAAGAGGAAUAUGUGGCCAUGCUGGAGAGGAAUGAACCAUUGAUAAUACCUAGGCAAGGGGCAAGGAAGACAUUAAUCAUUCCCUGCGCCAAGGCGCCAUUGCUGAUACCUACACAGGUACACACUAGGAUCAUCCCGGUCAGAGACUCAUACCCUAUGGACAAAAUGAAAGCAGUCCCUUGGGAAUAUGAGUCUAAUACUAAUACCGACGUGACAAACAUCGUUGGGCCUGGGGGCAUGACUCGUAGUGGCCGCAUAUUCAAUACUGCAAAACCAAACGAGAACCUGGCACAAGCAAGUGAUCAAACUACUUUGGUCCCUACUGAAAAGAGCACAUCCAAAGACAAAGAGGCCACUAACAAAGAUGCUGAAGAGUUCUUGGCAUUGAUCAAGAAAAGCGAUUAUAAGGUGGUGGACCAGUUACACCAAACUCCGUCCAGGAUAUCACUCCUCUCGUUGUUGAUACAUUCAGAAAAACACCGAGACACCUUGAUGAAGAUCUUGAGCGCUGCCCAUGUGACUAAAGACAUCACUGUAAAUCAAUUUGAUGGAAUGGUGGCUAAUCUUACUGCUGGGGCAUGCUUAAGUUUCAGUGAACACGAGUUGCCCUCACAAGGGAAUGAGCAUAACAAAGCCCUGCAUAUCUCCAUGCAAUGUGGGAAAGCUCAUAUGUCUAGAGUACUGAUCGACACGGGGUCAUCAUUAAACGUAAUGCCAAAGGCCACCUUAGACAAGAUAGACUUGGAAGGACUAGUAAUAAGACCAAGCCGUCUGGUGGUCAAGGCCUUCGAUGGGUCGCAAAGCCCAGUGUUCGGAGAGGUGGACCUUCCUGUGGUAAUAGGCCCCCAUACAUUCUGCAUCAAUUUCCGAGUAAUGGAGAUUGAACCUGCGUAUACCUGCUUAUUGGGACGUCCUUGGAUCCAUGCUGCUGGGGCAGUUACCUCCACUCUGCACCAAAAGAUGAAAUUUGUGGAUGGGAACUCUAUAGUAACCAUCAAUGGGGAGGAGGACAUAUUUGUCAGCAAUCUAGACUCAUACCGAUACAUUGAGGCUGGAGAAAAAGCAUUAGAGACUUCAUUCCAAGCGCUAGAGAUUGCCACUGCUAUCAUGCUACCAAUUGAGAAAAUGCGAAGGGCGGUGACAUCCUGGAGAGACCUGCAAGACACAAGGAUGGAAGGUUGGGGCAAGGUUCCAGAAGUGCAAGAGAAAAGAGAUCGUCUGGGGUUAGGAUACCAGCCAACAAAGAAGGCUGCAAAGGAAGAGCAGCGAUUCCCUCCGAUUACACAAACUUUUAUCACAGGUGGAUAUGAGCAUGUAUCCACAAUAUCCAACAUGGAGGGCACGUCUAACUUCAUCAGGAUGAUUAGACCGGGAGAGCAGCUUCAAAAUUGGACAAGCCUGGAGAUACCGGAGAUAGCUUAUGUUUCAGAGUAA